Messenger RNA from Rhinocladiella mackenziei CBS 650.93, 837 nucleotides. RefSeq lists its product as uncharacterized. The transcript has a single exon. The coding region runs from base 1 to 837 and encodes 278 amino acids. Lineage: Eukaryota; Fungi; Ascomycota; Eurotiomycetes; Chaetothyriales; Herpotrichiellaceae. The record is from RefSeq and is a predicted model, not a curated record.
AUGCCUCGGGCGUUUUUCUCGAUUUUCAAAACUGUCAAGUCCAGAAAACAGGGAGCUCUCUUCAGGAAAUCAAAACGCCCACGAAUAGCCGAAUCGCCAGAUGAACAAGAGCAUACCGCGGUCAUAAUCGACGAAGAGUCAAGCCGGGAGGCUAUCGAACUCAGGAAGCUGUAUUUGUCAAGUUACAGUUCGUGGCCAGGAGUCCACCAAACCCAUAACGAACCCAAUGGCUCAGUCGGCCACCGUGACGAUCAAAUCGACAAAAGGUGUACUUGGCCCAGCGUCCUUCCACCGCCUAUCAGACCAGAACCAGAGAAUCCGGAAACGGGUCGUGAGAGCAGACGAUCGUCCCUGUGCAAGAAUUUCACGGAACUCAGCACGAUCAUGGGCGAACAUCACGAUAGAAUCAGUGUCCUCCUGGACCAGAUCCACACCCCAGCCACAGUCGAGGCUCAGGAAUCCUGGGGAUCUAUCGCCACCCUGUGUAUCAGACUCCGAUGCGAAUUGGUUAAUCUUGAAAAGCUAGCGGACAAGUCGGAAAUCCACCCAGUAUCCAGCUUCUGGGUCAAGUCUUGGAAAGUAGUAUACGAAGUCCGCGGAUGUAUUCAGCAAUUGAAGGAGAUUCUUGGCCAAAUCGACGACGACUACAGGUCUCGGUGUGGCGGGAUGAAGGACCCCAAAUCCAGCGAUCGUCUCGAAGGAUGUAGACUUCAGGGGUUCGGGCGAGAAGUCGAUCAAGUGAGACUUCGAUAUACGUCAACGGCCAAAGCCAUCUUUGAAGUCAAUCGCUUUGCGAUGGGUGAACAGAAGAGAGAUGUUCGGAAAUUUGAGGGAUGA